Molecule: messenger RNA, 1068 nt
Organism: Fonsecaea erecta
Lineage: Eukaryota; Fungi; Ascomycota; Eurotiomycetes; Chaetothyriales; Herpotrichiellaceae
Exons: 3
Coding region: 1-1068 (355 amino acids)
Source: RefSeq, a predicted model, not a curated record
AUGUCCCCCAGCACUCAGUUCGCCGUCCCAGCUGGAGCGAUUGCCCAGCUGCGGAUCAUCGACUCAACCACUAAGAUCAAAGGUCUUCCCUUGGACUACCUCAUGACACCCCCAAUGCCUGGCAUGGAAGUCUUGCCGGAAGCUCCGACCUGGUCAUUCCUGAUAGAGACUGACACGGGCCGCAAAGCACUGUUUGACCUGGGCGUUCCGCCGAAUUGGAGAGAUUUUUCACCUGUCGUGGCAAAGCCUCUCCAGACUCGGGGCUGGGGUGAGCCGUCUGGGGAGAAGCACGUGGCUCAUAUCCUGGCUGACGAAGGCAUUGACAUUUCAAGCAUCAACAGCAUCAUUUGGAGUCACUGGCAUUAUGAUCACAUAGGGGACCCUUCCACGUUCCCUCCAUCCACCGAGUUGGUUGUUGGGCCAGGAUUCAAAACAGCCUUCUUACCGGGGUGGCCGGCCAGACCCGACUCUCCUGUACGUGAGAGUGACUUCCAUGGACGGCAAGUACGAGAGAUCAGCUUCCAAGAGCCAGACACCCUCCAGAUCGGGCAAUUCAGAGCCUUUGAUUUCUUCGGAGACGGUUCUUUCUAUUUGCUUGACACACCCGGCCACGCAAUCGGGCAUUUGGCAGGCUUAGUAAGGACGACUGCCGACACGUUUGUCAUGAUGGGCGGCGACCUCUGCCACCACGGUGGUGAGCUGCGUCCGUCCAAGCUCUUGCGUCUUCCUUCCAAAGUCUUUUUGCCCAAUCUGGUACGGUAUCCUGGGUGUAUGUGUCCCGGUGCCGAGCUCGAGGCCAUUCAAACGAAGCGGUCACGAGCACCAGACGAACCGUUCUUCGACCCGGCUAUAGGCUAUGACAUUCCCGAAACCAUUCGUACGAUUCAGAAGGUCCAAGACGCAGAUGCUGCGGAUAAUGUCUUCUUCAUAUAUGCACACGACAGCACCAUCGGAGGCAUAGUCGACCUAUUUCCGGGACUGGCGAAUGACUGGAUGGUGAAAGGGUGGCGGGAGAAGGCGUACUGGCGGUUUCUGGAGGACUUUGAGGGAGCACUGGAGGGAAACUAG